Molecule: messenger RNA, 3632 nt
Organism: Micromonas commoda
Lineage: Eukaryota; Viridiplantae; Chlorophyta; Mamiellophyceae; Mamiellales; Mamiellaceae
Exons: 1
Coding region: 1-3600 (1199 amino acids)
Biological process (GO): mRNA splicing, via spliceosome
Cellular component (GO): U2 snRNP; nucleus
Molecular function (GO): U2 snRNA binding; protein binding
Source: RefSeq, a predicted model, not a curated record
AUGUUCCUGUACAACCUCACCCUGCAGAAGGGAGGCGGCGUCCAAUGCGCGGUAUACGGCAACUUCAGCGCCCCCAAGGCGCAGGAGAUCGUCGUGUCGCGUAACAAGGUGCUCGAGCUGCUCAGGCCCGACGAGAGCGGAAAGAUGCAGACGAUCGUCAGCACGGAGGUGUUUGGCGUCAUCCGUUCCCUCGCCGCGUUUCGUCUGACGGGCGCGAACAGGGACUACCUCGUGUGCGGAAGCGACAGCGGCCGGAUUGUCGUGCUGCAGUACGACAAAGAGAGGAAUCGGUUCGACAAGGUGCACCAGGAGACUUUCGGAAAGAGCGGGUGCCGGAGGAUCGUGCCCGGGCAGUUCCUGUGCGUGGAUCCCAAGGGCCGCGCCAUCAUGAUCGCGGCCAUCGAGAAGGCCAAGCUGGUCUACGUGCUGAACAGGGACACCGAGGCAAAUCUGACGAUCUCGUCCCCUCUCGAGGCUAACAAGUCACACGUGGUGGCGUUCCACGUCGCCGCGCUGGACUGCGGACUGGACAACCCCGUCUUCGCGGCGAUCGAGCUGGAUUAUGCGGACGCCGACCAGGAUAGCACCGGCGAGGCCGCGGCGGAGGCGCAGAAGCACCUCACCUUUUACGAGCUUGACCUCGGGCUGAACCACGUGGCGAGAAAGUCAAGCGAACCCAUCGACAACGGCGCGAAUCAUCUCAUCGCGGUGCCCGGCGGCGGCGACGGACCGGGCGGCGUUCUCGUGUGCGCCGAAAACUUCAUCAUCUACAAGAACCAGGGGCACCCCGACGUGCGGGCGGUGAUCCCCCGGAGGAACGCGCUCAGCGGCGACCGCGGCGUCCUCAUCGUUUCCUCCGCCACCCACCGGACCAAGCAGCAAUUCUUCUUCCUUGCUCAGUCCGAGUACGGCGACAUCUACAAGGUCACGGUGGAGUAUCAGAAGGGCACGGAGUUCGUGAGCGAGGUGAAGAUCAAGUACUUCGACACCAUCCCUCCCUGCGUCUCGAUCUGCGUGCUAAAGACGGGUUUCUUGUUUGCGGCUUCGGAGUUUGGGAACCACGCUCUCUACCAGUUCCAGGGCAUCGGCGACGACGAGGACGACGUGGAGUCAAGCUCGGCGACGCUGGUGGAGACGGAUGAGGGCUACCAGCCCGUUUUCUUCGAGCCCAGGGCUCUGAGAAACCUUCACCCCAUCGACGACGUUGAGUCCCUUUGCCCGGUUCUCGACAUGCAGUGUCAUAAUCUCGUUGCGGAGGAGACCCCACAGCUGUACGCCCUGUGCGGCACGGGCCCUAGGUCCACGCUCAGGGUUCUUCGGCAGGGUGUUGCCCUUUCGGAGAUGGCGGUGUCUCCCCUACCGGGUAACCCAAACGCAGUCUUCACCGUUCGCAAGAGCGCGAGCGAUGAGUUUGAUGCGUACAUCGUCGUCUCAUUCACCAACGCCACCCUCGUGCUGUCCAUCGGUGAGACCGUGGAAGAGGUCAGCGACAGCGGAUUCCUGGGUACUGUGCCCACGCUGAGCGCCUCUUUGCUUGGGGAUGAUUCGCUCCUGCAGGUGCACCCCGGCGGUUUGAGGCACAUCCGCGCGGAUAAACGAAUCAACGAAUGGAGGACGCCCGGCAGGAAGACGGUGACCCGAGUGACCACAAACGCGAGGCAAGUCAUCAUCGCGCUGUCCGGCGGCGAGCUCAUUUACUUUGAGCUUGAUCAGACCGGUCAGCUCAUGGAGGUUGAGAAGCUGGAAACGAGCGGAGACGUGGCGUGCCUGGACAUUGGACCAGUUCCAGAGGGCCAUCUCAGGAACAGGUUCCUCGCCGUGGGCUCGUUCGACUCCACCGUUCGCAUCCUCUCCCUCGGCGCGGAGGACUGUCUGCAGACCAUGGGCGUCCAGGCGCUCGCGGCGGCACCCAACUCGCUGCUCAUGCUCCGUGACGACGGUAGUGGCUCGAUCUACCUCAACGUCGGCCUCACCAACGGCGUGCUUCUCCGCGCCGACGUUGACUCGGUCACCGGGCAGCUCAGCGACACCCGCGCUCGCUUCCUCGGUGCCAGGCCGCCCAAGCUGAGCGCGGUGUCCGUGCAGGGUAAGGCUGCGAUGAUGGCUCUGUCCUCCAGGCCUUGGCUCGGCCACUUUGACCUCGCCAACAGGUUUGCCCUGUCGCCGCUGUCGUACGAGCCUCUCGAACACGCCGCGCCGUUCUCUUCCGACGCCUGUCCCGAGGGUGUCGUCGCAGUCGCGGGCAACACGCUCAGGAUCGUCGCGGUGGAGCGCCUGGGGGAGCAGUUCAACCAGCGCACUUGCAAGCUGCGGUACACACCGAGACAGAUGAGCGUGAACGUCGACAGGAACACGCUCGCCGUCGUCGAGUGCGACCAGUCGUCCGUACCUUACGACGAGCGCACCGGACUCGAGGGUGCGGCGGGUGAGAAAGACACCAAGAUGGACGUGGAGGGCGAGGAGGAUGAUGAAGAAGAGGACGAGGUCACCAUGACUCCCGCGGAGCAGUUUGGCGCCCCAAAGGCACCGCCCGGGUCGUGGGCGUCGUGCGUCCGCAUCGUCGACCCGGCGUCGGCGUCCACCAAGCAAAUCGUGGAGAUGACGGGCAACGAGGCGGCCCUGUGCUGCUGCCACGUGUACUUCCCUCAGGCUGAUGAGUUGUUCCUCGCGGUGGGUUCUGCGGUGAGCCUGACGUUCUCUCCCAGGGACAGCGAGGGUGGAUUCAUACACCUGUACAGGUACACUCAGGAUGGCGGGAUUGAAUUGUUUCACAAGACUCCCCUCGACGGCGUUCCCGGCGCGAUGUGCGGCUUCAAGGGGCGACUGCUCGUUGGUGUUGGCAACACGCUUCGCCUGUACGACUUUGGCAAGAAAAAGUUGCUUCGCAAGGUUGAGAACCGCAACUUUCCCAACUUUAUCAAGACGAUUCAUGCGCAAGGUGAGAGGAUCUACGUCGGUGACGUGCAGGAGUCGUUUCACUACGUCAGGUACAAGCGCGAGGAUGGGAGCAUGUACAUCGUCGCUGACGACGUCCAGCCCAGACACGUCACCGCCGCAUGCCCGCUCGAUUACGACACCAUCGCGGGCGGCGACAGGUUUGGCAACGUCUUCGUCAGCCGCCUGGCGCAGGAUGUCUCGGAUGAGAUUGAGGAGGAUCCCACCGGCGGCAAGACUGCGUACGGCCAGGGAGCUCUGAACGGCGCGUCACACAAGAUCAACCAGGUGACGCAGUUCCACGUCGGCGAGACUGUCUGCGCGCUGACCAAGGGUACGCUUCAGGCUGGAGGGCUCGAGAGCAUGAUUUACGCGACGCUGAUGGGGACGUUGGGCGCGUUGAUGCCCUUUGGGAACAGGGAGGAUGUGGACUUUUGCACGCACCUGGAGAUGCACAUGCGCCAGGAGCUGCCGCCACUGCUGGGUAGAGACCACCUGGCGUUCAGGAGCAGCUACUUCCCGGUCAAGGAUGUGAUCGACGGGGACCUCUGCGAGAUGUACACCGUCCUGCCGCACGAGGCGCAGAGGCGCGUGGCAGAGGACAUGGACCGAACGGUUUCGGAGGUGCUGAAGAAGCUCGAGGAUCUGAGGGCAAAGGUGGCGUAGUCUUGUUAUUUUAAGCUUCGAACUACAUCUAA